Messenger RNA from Cooperia oncophora, 915 nucleotides. The record is from the annotation of a GenBank genome assembly. Lineage: Eukaryota; Metazoa; Nematoda; Chromadorea; Rhabditida; Trichostrongylidae.
AUGGAACAGACACACAUAGCCGUACGUCAUCGAGGGCCAUGUGUUUUCACUUCUGAAAAUAGAAAUGAUUACUUUUCAGGAGAAGGCUUAUGCGCUUCGUUUACUUGUAAGCAUCCGCUGACGUGUGUAGUUGUCAACGAAAAGCCUUCCUGUGUCUGCCCGCAGUGUACGGAUGAACUCAGAGAGGUUGGCCAAUCAUGCUCGACUCGCUCAACACCGGUCUGUGGCACGGAUGGAGUCACUUAUUCUUCAGAGUGCCACCUGAGGAAGAGCGCCUGCCAGCAAAUGAAAUUUAUAGUAGUCGCCUUCGAGGGAAAAUGCGAUGCGUGCAUUAACGUUGAAUGCGGAUUUGGAGAAGAAUGUCGUGGUGGGAAAUGUGUGUGCUCCUAUCAAUGCCCGUCAUCACCACCAACCUCUGCUCGUGUCUGCGGAGAAGACGGAAUCUUAUAUGCGUCCGAUUGUCAUCGACAAUUGGCAGCCUGCCAGCGAGGGUCUCCAAUCCCAGUAAUGCCACUCACCCAUUGCCAUUCAGCCAUGGCAGCUACUGGAGACGGCUGUCACUGCCACAGUCUUGGCUCAUUGGGGCCGCAUUGCGAUAAGGAUGGCAACUGCAGAUGUCGCGCUGGUGUUGGUGGAUCCAAAUGCGAUCACUGCCUCCCUGGUUUCUGGGGUCUGCACCUUAUCGCAGCCGGUGCACAGUCAUGCAAACCAUGCGGCUGUUCGGCUUUCGGUUCUUCUCGCCCUGACUGUGAGCAAUCCACUGGAAGAUGUGAGUGUUCUCGAGGUGCUCUUGGGAAGAGAUGUGACCGAUGUGUGGACGAUUACGUGAUGACUGCUUCUGGAUGCGUAGAGAAGGAGGAGUUCCGUGCACCGAGGUUUGGUUUGAGUUCCGUCUCGAUGCUAAAGAUUUGGUAA